CAAUGGCAAACAAGUGUCCCAUCUUCUCAUUGGUUUCAAGUGUCAGAGCGAGGUGGGAGCCGGCUGUGAGGCGGGGUUUGAGUAUCAUGUAGCAUGCUAGAUUGAUUACUCUUGAAUGUUAAAGGGGAAGGAGGCUAGAGAUUUUUGUCUGUGAGUCGGGAGUGCCGCUGUACUGUUUGCCUGCUGCUGUGCUCGCUUUCUGUUGCCUCUCUCCCUGUUGUUUGCUCUGGGCCAGGGGUCAGCUCAAAGACAAAACGGGAGGGGGUUACCGGCUAAAAGAGAGGGAAUGGGGUCAGAGAGUAAAGGAGACCCAGAGAGGUCAGCUGUUGAAGUCAGGACAGAUAGAAGAGACAGGGCUGAAUGUUUAGGACGUUUGGGGGGCUGCUGAAGAAGACGGGGUAAUGUGUAAAAGGAGAGUAGGAGAGAGCAGGGGGGAGGGGUAGGAGAAAGGGGGGCUUACUCUUCUCUGUGUGUCCGGGUUGGGAGCCUUUUUAAAGCUGUCCAGUGGAGCCAGAAUGCCUUUUGUCUGUUGAUACGAUCAGGAGACUGGAGGAAGUGAAGGAGCUGGAGAGAGUUUUUCUGUCAACCUCUGUGCCGCUUCUUCCCUCUGCUGUUUUUAAGAAGGAGACUUGAACAGGGCUAUCUGUUUGCCUCUGCUCCAGCAGUGCAGACCACUCACCAUGAAGGGCACAGGGCACAGUAGAGGAUGUCUGCAGAUGCAUUUGGAGCUGGAGGCAGCGAUGCACAGCAAACCCUGCAGUCCUUUUGGCCCCGUGUCAUGGAGGAGAUCAGGAACUUGACUGUGAAGGAUUUCCGUGUGCAGGAGCUGCCUCUGGCUCGGAUCAAAAAAAUCAUGAAGCUGGAUGAAGAUGUUAAAAUGAUCAGUGCAGAGGCUCCAGUCCUUUUUGCUAAGGCAGCUCAGAUUUUCAUCACAGAGCUCACCCUCAGAGCAUGGAUCCACACUGAAGACAAUAAGAGACGCACACUACAGCGGAAUGACAUUGCCAUGGCGAUAACAAAGUUCGACCAGUUUGACUUUCUGAUUGACAUUGUGCCCCGGGAUGACCUGAAGCCCCCUAAACGACAGGAGGAGAUGCGUCAGUCAGUAGCUCCAGCAGAGCCGGUGCAGUACUACUUCACCUUGGCUCAGCAGCCCGGGGCCGUUCAGGUGCAGGGCACACAACAGGGCCAGCAGCCUGGAGCGCAGACAGCCACAACUAUCCAGCCUGGGCAGAUCAUCAUCGCACAGCCACAGCAAGGACAGAUGCUGCAAGGUGCCACAAUGCAGCAGUUACAGCAAGUGCAGGUGCAAUCACAGGGCACACCCAUCACGAGUGCUCCCGUGGCCAUGCAGGUGGGUGAGGGCCAACAGGUACAGAUCGUCCAGGCGGCAGCAGCACAGGGUCAGGCUCAGACGGCUCAAGCGCAAGGACAGACCAUGCAGGUCAUGCAGCAGAUCAUCACCAACACAGGAGAGAUCCAGCAAAUCCCGGUGCAACUAAAUACAGGCCAGCUCCAAUACAUCCGUUUAGCUCAGCCUGUUUCUGGCGCUCAAGUGGUCCAAGGACAGAUUCAGACCCUCGCUAACACCCAGCAGAUCACACAGACAGAGGUACAAGGACAGCAGCAAUUCAACCAAUUUACUGAUGGACAGCAGUUGUAUCAGAUUCAACAGGUGACAAUGCCAGCGGGACAGGAGCUGACCCAACCAAUGUUCAUUCAAUCCACCAAUCAGUCAGCUGACACACAGGUCACGCAGGUCAGCACCGAUUGAAGCUGCCCCCCCGGAACCCACUCUUCACACAGUUAAACGCACACACACCACCCCAUGUGACGACGACGGAAGCAGCCAUCCUCCAAGAACGCUAGACGACAUUGAUUUUUAGCAGCGCACAUGUAGACGGGACCUUAAAUCUUGUAACACCUACUGUUUUGUAAUACAUUUGCUACACUGGAUCAGAAACCAAAGGGACACUGAUAGACUCUCUCAACAUCAUCUGCUAAAUUUAACAUAUAGACAGGUUUUGUUUCUUGUACUUUUAUCAACCAACAUCUGUGUAGAAAGUACAGUUCACAGCCACUGCCACAGUUCCUGACAUCCAUCUCUCCACAGUGACCAAUGCCUUUUUACUCAUCUCUUGUUCAGAUGUGUUGUUUUUUUUAAUAUAAGAAAGUUUCUACUUUAUACCUUGCAUCUUCUUAUAUUUUCUGUGUUUGGAAGUCAAUCUGUCAUCUACAUGUCCCCCUCCUCACUUUCCUGUGGUUGGAAGUCGCCAUGGGAUUGCUCACUCCCCCACCUGUUUUUCCUUUUGGGAAAACAUGAAUCGUUUUUAAUUGUUUAUGAUAUUUUGUCAUGUAAAAAAAAUGAAGCCAUAUACCUCAGAUUUUCACUGUUGCAGCAAGUAAAUCUAAGGGAUUGCCAGAAGAGGUGAUAAGGUUCAGCGAUAAUUUCAUGUAGUCAUUCUUUUAUGUUGUUUCCCACAUUGUCGUUGAAGCACAGUUUGUUUGUUUUAAGGGCUUCGAUGGUGUGUGUGUGUAUGUGCUUUUGUUUCCUCACACUGCAGUCAUCUCUCAUCCUGUUACUCAUUCUCUCAUCCCUCUGUCUUUUAGAGCAGGGACUCCUUUCUCUGCCUCUAUGCAGUUUCACACCGCCGUCUCUGUCUGGGUGGUUUAAGAGUCUUGUGCCCUGGUUUAAGGCUCAUGUAUAAACACAUGACUCAGUCUAGAGCAAAAAAAAAAAAAAAAAACAUCCUUUUUA
Messenger RNA from Sphaeramia orbicularis (orbiculate cardinalfish), 2758 nucleotides. RefSeq names its product nuclear transcription factor Y, gamma (gene nfyc). The transcript has 11 exons. Gene Ontology annotation, molecular function: DNA-binding transcription activator activity, RNA polymerase II-specific; RNA polymerase II cis-regulatory region sequence-specific DNA binding; protein heterodimerization activity. Gene Ontology annotation, biological process: regulation of transcription by RNA polymerase II. The record is from RefSeq and is a predicted model, not a curated record. Gene Ontology annotation, cellular component: CCAAT-binding factor complex; nucleus. Bases 707 to 1774 code for a protein of 355 amino acids. NCBI's taxonomy places the organism in Eukaryota, Metazoa, Chordata, Actinopteri, Kurtiformes, Apogonidae.